UUGAAUCUUUCCAAACCUGUGAACCUUGACAUCAUGAGCUACUACGGAGGCUACUAUGGAGGCCUGGGCUAUGGCUAUGGCUCUGGUUAUGGCUGUGGAUGUGGAAGCUACCGUGGCCUAGGCUAUGGCUAUGGAGGCUGUGGCUGUGGAAGCCUGGGCUAUGGUGGUUAUGGCUAUGGAGGCCUGGGCUAUGGUAGCUAUGGCUAUGGCUGCUGCCGCCCAUCUUGCUGUGGAAGGUAUUCUUCCUAUGGCUUCUACUGAAAGACUAUCUGCUCCUGCAGGAUCAUGGAAUCCUUGUCCAAGCCAGCUUGAGGUGAACUACAUGACUUUGGAAGGACAUGAUAUUCUUUCUACAGCUGGGUGACAUAGGAGAACAUCUUGGAAUCCUUAUGGACCACUCAGGGAAGUGAAGUGGCAGGGACUGGGAUGCAGCCAGACCCACCCUUCUGGAAUUGAAGCAGAAUCUCACAUUUCAUGAGGGAGACUCCUCCAGUAGCAAGUCAUUUCCAGCAAGUUUGCUCAGCUCUGAUAUACCAUGGCUGAUGAAUCAGUUGGGAUUUCCAAAUAAAGUUGUUUCACUGACUUAAUAAAA
This is a messenger RNA of Sarcophilus harrisii (Tasmanian devil), 592 nucleotides long. RefSeq names its product keratin-associated protein 19-5-like. NCBI's taxonomy places the organism in Eukaryota, Metazoa, Chordata, Mammalia, Dasyuromorphia, Dasyuridae. Bases 34 to 261 code for a protein of 75 amino acids. The transcript has a single exon. The record is from RefSeq and is a predicted model, not a curated record.